AUGCUUCAUUUCCUUGGGGACUGCUACAGGGAGCCAUAUAAAAGGAUUAUCAUCCCACAAUAUUCACACCCUUCUUCUCCUUGUCUUACUGCUAACCGAUCCUACUCAAGUUCGCCUGCCAAGAUGACCUGCGGUGGAGAUUGCUGUGGCUCCUGUGGGGGCACCUGUGGGACCUGUGGGGCCGUGCUGGUGUGUGUUCCCUGCUGUCAACAAUGUGGUGCUCCCUGCUGUCCCUGCGGCCAGUCCUCCUGCUGCUCUCCCUGUUGCGGUGGCAAAUCCAGCUGUGGCCAGUCCUCCUGCUGCUCUCCCUGUUGCGGGACCAAAUCCAGCUGUGGCCAGUCCUCCUGCUGCUCUCCCUGUUGCGGUGGCAAAUCCAGCUGUGGCCAGUCCUCCUGCUGCUCUCCCUGUUGCGGGACCAAAUCCAGCUGUGGCCAGUCUUCCUGCUGCUGUGGCAAAUCCAGCUGUGGCAAGUCCUCCUGCUGCUGUGGCAAAUCCAGCUGUGGCCAGUCCUCCUGCUGCUGUGGCAAAUCCAGCUGUGGCAAGUCCUCCUGCUGCUGUGGCAAAUCCAGCUGUGGCCAGUCUUCCUGCGGCUGCGGCAAAUCCAGCUGCGGCCAGUCUUCCUGCUGCUGUGGAAAAUCCAGCUGCGGCCAGUCUUCCUGCUGUGGCGGCAAAUCCAGCUGUGGCCAACCUGUUGCCCCACUCCCUGCCCUCCAUGCUGCAAGAAGUAAGAAGCCGACCGCCGUAGGAGAAGAUCUCAACGCUGACCCCGAGAAGGACAACGGCCUGACCCAUCGCAGCUCCGAUUUCUAA
Molecule: messenger RNA, 810 nt
Organism: Thamnophis elegans (Western terrestrial garter snake)
Lineage: Eukaryota; Metazoa; Chordata; Lepidosauria; Squamata; Natricidae
Product: keratin-associated protein 5-4-like
Exons: 3
Coding region: 1-810 (269 amino acids)
Source: RefSeq, a predicted model, not a curated record